Malurus melanocephalus (red-backed fairy wren) is the source of this 7040-nucleotide messenger RNA. RefSeq names its product HAUS augmin like complex subunit 6 (gene HAUS6). The record is from RefSeq and is a predicted model, not a curated record. Gene Ontology annotation, cellular component: mitotic spindle microtubule; HAUS complex. The coding region runs from base 723 to 3386 and encodes 887 amino acids. Gene Ontology annotation, biological process: spindle assembly. NCBI's taxonomy places the organism in Eukaryota, Metazoa, Chordata, Aves, Passeriformes, Maluridae. The transcript is spliced from 17 exons. Gene Ontology annotation, molecular function: microtubule binding.
GAGAUAAAGAUUUCAGACAAAGAAAAUUUGGAAGACAAAGAAUUGAAUGUGAAGAUAGUUGUGAUGGCAGUGAUUUUUUUUUUUUAAUGUUUAAAUAAAAUCUCAAUCAGUUGUUUGCUAAGGGAUGGUGAGUCCGCAUUUGCUCGCACACAGUAACUUCUGUAGGAGUUGGGGAGAGUAGGAACGGGACUGGAGGCUGCUUGUUAACAUUUCUUUCCGAGGACGAGGCUGAACUACUGUGGCAGAGACCUGUCUGUCGUUGGUGUGACUGUGGCGAAGUCACGGGAGCUGCGGCACUGCCCCGGCCGCGGGGACAUCUCUGCGCCCUCAUCCUGGGACAGCUGUCGUUGGGAGGGCCUCCAAGAAUGGUCACUGAAAUGCCUUGGAAUAAAAGUUUGAACCGCACAGCCCGCUUGCCGGUGCGAGUUUUACUUGUUUGGGUUUGGUGGUUGGGUUGGUUUCCCCCCCGCGUUAAGUUCUGCAGUCCGAUUACAAACCUAUUUAAAUAGGAAAAGCCUUYUGGAAGGCGCCCAGACUACAGCUCCCGUCAGGCAGCGCGCCCGGCCUCGUUGUCGUCGGCCGCGGGGCCUGGCGGGAGAUCUCGCGAGGAUAGGGGCGUGGCGUGGGCGGGCCCGCGCGCGGGAGAUUUUGGCGGGCUGGCGAAGAUGGCGCGACUGUGAGGGACGGGAGGCAGCGCUGCUUGCUCCGUGCCAAGAGCCGGCAUGGGUUCCAAAUGGGAGAGCGAUCACCUCUGGCUCUGCUUGCUGGCUUUGGGCUUCUACCCGAAAUACCACUCUGGCGUGAGACUAGGAAGGGAUAUGUUUGCUAAACCAAACAACAGAGCGUUUACUGCCGUUGCCCUCUUCUUGUUUACUAAGCUAGAUAAGCAUCGUGCAAAACGAACUUUCAAGAAAUGGAGAUGCACAAAACUAGCAAGUCCUAGAUUUAGGAGGCAGUGCUGUGUGUGGCUAAGAGAAAUUGCGAAUCACACGGAAAGAGGUAUUCCACGAAUUACACCUUCCACACUGAUUUGUCCUGGUGGUGCUAAAUUUAUUCAUGUGGUCUACCGUUUUGCAAGAUACGUAAUGAUUGAGGACAUGAGAAAGCUCUCUGCAGGCACUGAUAUACCUUUUGCUAAAGCUCUAAUGAGGAGACCUGAGGAUAUGUACAUAGCAAAAGCAAGACAUAGAGUUGCAUACAAUAAACUGCUACAAAUUAUUCAAAGGGAAGACUUCAUUAUUCAAGAAUACGGGAGAAAAGCACGGGUUUUAAUUAGAGAAACAGAAUGGACAAAGUCUAAAUGUGCAGCAAUGCAGAAGCAGUCUUGGAGGAUGAAACAAAAUAACCAAAACAAAAAUGACACAACUGAGAGAAUUCAGAAGGUCCGCAGUAUGUGGACACUUAUAGUGGAAACGCUUACAUCUAUUAAAAAGGAAAAGGACCUUGUGGAUUCUGUACUUGCAGACUGUGUUCAUCCAUGUCUUUUGGAUGGAACUGAUGUUGUUUUCCGUGUUCCACGGUUGUUGACUUACAGUGUUGAAAGUAACAUAUAUGGCUUUUGUACAGCAAAUAUGUAUGAAGAUGAGAAACUGAAUUUCCUAACAGUUAUUCAGUUAGUAAAUGAAGCCUUGUGUACRCUGAGAGAUGAACAUUGUCCGUGUAAAUUAAAAGAACCUCACAGAAUUGGGGAUAUGGUUGCAUCCUGCAAGAGACUACUAAGGGACUUGAACACAAGAAGUCUAAGAGAGCACAGGCAUUGUGAGCAAAAGCAUCCAUCUGUUUCCGGAAGCCAGGAAAACUGGGAAUCAAAAUGGAGAGCGAUUCUUGGCCAGUGUCCUUUUUAUUUACUCUUCGAAGAUGAUCUGGAAACAGCUUUGCCAUUCCAAUAUUCUAAUUCUUCAGAUGAAGAUGAGUCAUUGUCAGGUUUUUAUUACUCUCUUCAAGAACAUGAUGAGAAGGAUGAUGAGGCUUUGGAUACCGUGAAGGAUGUGACAUUUGUACCCUCAGGAUGUCUCGUCCUGUCUCCCUUCUUGAGGAAGUCAUCAGUGCCAUCAUUAUCAGAAGAAUCUGAAACCAGUGACCUGCUAAUUGAAAAUAACUUGCAAACUUGUGUGGGAAAUAAAACACUUGUGCCUCCAAGAAUCUUAAAAAAUGGAAAGGAAGAAUUCCCCACUUCAGAAAUGAAGGAGAAUCCAGGUAAAGAUGUUAGCCAGCCAAAGUCUCCUGUUAAAAAAGAAGACCUUCUUGAGAAAGCCAGAGAUGAACUGGCAGAAGAGGUUGCAAAGUCAGUGAUGUCUGAGUCACCUGACACYGGUGAAGAAAAAGGAAUGCCAUUAGAUGAUCUCAUUAGCUCACUGUCUUUUAACCCAUUUUUAACAAGGAAGCAAAUACCCCGAACGCCAGAAAAUCUGCUUAUUGAAAUCAGAAGCUCGUGGAGAAAAGCUAUUCAGACUGAGGGUUCAUUAGACACGGAACUGUCCUCAGCUGAAGUGGUGACAGAAAAAUCUUCAAUAAAUGCUACACUCAGUAAGCAAGAGGAGAAUGACUCUACCCUUGUGUGCUCUGAGCCUGCAUCUCCUUCCGUGUCAGAAAAGAAGUCGCAGUUAAGUUCAACAGAAUCUAUUCCUGAGGAGCAAGUGAGCAUGAGUCACACAUUUGAAUCUUCAGAUUCAAAAACAUCUGGAAUUCAAGAGAGUGAGAGAAGUGAAUCAGAGAAACUUGAUUGUUCUGCUUUGAAUGGAAGUUUUGUAGAAGAUCUAAGUCAGACUUUGCAAAAUACAGAGAGGAGCAUAGAUAUUCCAGAUACUUGUUUGGAAAGUAGUAGGAAAACAAAUAGACUACUAUCAGAUCACUGUCGCAUUUUUCAGUCGGAUGAGAAGCUGUGCACUAGUUUAUCUUUAUUAAAUUCUGUCAUUCAUGAAACUGACAUGGGGAUAUUGGAUGAGACACUUCCAGAAUCUGAUAGCAUAGAUCUCAGCAUAUCUGCAGAUUCUUUUUUUUAUACAAUGGACGGUGCAAACGUAACAGGUGGCUCAGAAAAUAACGAGGAUAUUAAAAAGUUGGAUAUAGAUAUCCAGUCCCUAUCCACUUCACAUGAAGUGUUAAAAAGGAMUGCAUAUCAGAGUGAAGAGGAGCUGCAUCAAACACAUAAUGGAGAUGAAGCUGAAAAUUAUAGAUAUGAACUAAGUCCUAUACCAGAAGAAAUAGAGAGGUAUGAUGAUGAUGCUUUUGUGGAUGAAGGAUUUACCAAGACGCCAUUGCCAGCCUCUUCUAAUGAAGGCAAAUAUUCCCUAUCAUCUUUGCUGAUAACCUGUAAACAGCUGGAGGAAGUGGUACAUGAAGUCCCAUUAGACUUACCACAUAAAUUGAAGGAUAAGAACAGUUGAGUUAGAAGCCAAGCACAAAGGAACCUUCAUCCGGAUGGAAUUUGUAAASCAGCAUAACCAUAACAGUGCAUUUAUGGUUCACUUUAGUGUGUAGUAUCUUCUCCAAGCAUUGUCUGGAUUUUGUUGGAGACUGUGUUCCAAUAUCCUUGUUUUGAGUGUCAGUUGCCUGGUCUGGCUCCAGAGUGGCCUUCUAUGUACAGCCCAUCAUCUACACGCAGAAUUAUAUUUUAUUUUCUAGGCAUAUUUUAAAAAAUAGUAUAUGUUGAGUAUAUGGCAUAAUCCUAAAAAUGAAAAAAUGAAAUGUCAAAGAAGAAAUGGUGAAAUCUGUUAAUUUGCUCCUAAUCCACACCCCAUGCCCCUCCCCAGCCUUCAACCCAACAGAUUCAGAUUUUACUUGGUGCACUGCACUCCUUURCAUUAAUCUCUCACUGAAACUUUAGGAUUAUAUUGCCAUCAGUUCUGUUGAUAAAACAGAACAGARGCUGUUCUCUUUUUCUAAACUUCACUGGAGUGCAUUUUUCUUUAGCUGUAUUACUGAAUAAAUGCUUUACACUAAUGUUACAAAAUUGUAUGACUUAUGGUAGGGUUAAUGCUGCUUGAUUUUAGCCACUGACAUGCACUUAYUGUAUUGUGAUGUAACUGGUAAUAGAGCCUGCGAUAAGGUGAGAAAGUAAAAGUUGAGGUUCCGAGAGGUAAACUGCUUGUAAAAGUUACUACUAGCCUAAUGUGUUCAGACUCUGAAGAAUUGUCAAAUAAAGUUGUUUCUAUGCUCAGCUUUGAAUUUUGAGUUGCCUGUGGAGCCCUGGCCUCACAUUUCAAGUUAUGUAAAAAAGCAGUCUUUACUUGUUGCAGUUAUGUUUAACAUUAUGGUUUUUGUUUUAUAGGUACUAGCUGUCCUGUCCACUGGUUUGUGUUGGAUACUUGGGCCGUUUUUGAUUAGGCCUUAAUUGGAAGGCCACCAUAAUUAGUUUGAAAUUCUGGAUAAAAUUCUCAUGUAGAGCGGUAAUUUACUGAUUUAGUGAGGGGAAGCUGAAAACAGCAGGGUAUUAUGAGCGGCCAGAAAUACAACUGUAUAAAUUACCUGUCUAAUGUGAGUGAUGGCACCUGCAGGCAGUUUGCAAAUGAUAAAAAAGUCAGAGAAGCAUUUGGUACACCAUUGUGUAUGUUGCCAUUAAGAGGGACCCCAACAGAAUGAAUAAAUGGGUCAAYACAAUUCUUCACUAGAUUUUAGUCUAAAAACCUCUUGGAACAAUGACUGUYUCUACUUGUGUCAUUACUCAACUGCUUUCAAAGAAAAAAAAUAAUGUGUAAAUAAAUUCUCUUUAAACWACUAAUAAUGUCCAAACACUAGUGAAAUGAUUGUGUCAGUGGCUCCUGGAGUACUUAACGAUAAACAUUACAAGCAUUCUUGCAGCUUUCCCUGUCAGGUGUGUCCACAUACAAACUAGUACAGUGUAUGCAACUGUAAGAGACAGGUUACCAGAAAUACAUAAAUGAGUGACUGUGGAUGAGAUUCAUGUCUUGGGAUGAUUGCCUACACAUAAAUAAAUCAGAAACCACUGUUGGYGUCAUGCAAAAACACCAUCCAGUGUAAUAUAUUAUUUAGAAGUUAUAAAAUACCCAGAGUGGAGRCAGAAGGGUGCUCCCAACUCUCUGCAAUUCUGCUUUUUGCCAGUUAAGCACAGAACUCCCCAGCYGUAAGACUAUGCACAAGUCUGUCAGACCCAGCUGAAUAGCUUCACAUUGACUGAAGAGUAGGUGAUACGUAUGUAGGGAGGGAUGUUCUGAAAGCAUUCUCCUGCAGAAGGGCUACCUCCAAAUGCUGCUCCACGAGCUAUCUCACCUGAAGUGAAGCAUUGCAGGGGUAAGAGAGCUCUCAUACCAACAGAGUAAUUUCUACCUAAGUUUUUCCAGAUGAUGGAACACAGAAGAUUGAACCAGGGCUAUCAAGCCAAGCAUGUAAUUCAGGCUUGCUAAAAGACUGCUUGAGCUCAAUCUAAGUACUUCUGUUUUAUGGCCCUGUGCAUCACAUCCUCCCCCAACCUGUUUUGUUUGGGGUAGAGUGGUUUUUUUUUUUCACAGUGGCUGGUAUGGGGCUCAAACCACUUUCUUGUUUUYACCCUUCUGAUCCUCUCCCAUUACUUGCAGAAAUCCACUGACAGAACUAUACUUGCAUUUUUCAACUUCCAGUGAACUGGUGACAUUCUAAUGUUCUUACAUUCUUUGUAUUUGUCCAUAAAGAGUGAUUUAUGUUCAGUACAGACAGAACAUACAAAACACAGACUCCAAAAUUACAUUUUCCAUUGAUCUUAGGGGCCUGGGACUGCUAAAUCCUUGUCAUAUCAGUAAAGACCAGGGCUGAGACCUGAGAUUCAGAGGUCACACCCUGACUCUUCAAUGUCGUUUAGGUGCUCAGGUAACAYGAACAGCCAGUUCUUGCAAAUCAAAACUGUUGAUCUUGUAGAAUGAUGCAAAAUAUAAUUGGAAUGAGCCAAGAAUAAUUUCCUGGGCGUUGUGCACCAGUGCUGGCUUUCAUUUUAGGCAGAUUUUCUGCACUAGGAGGAACAAUCUGUGUUARUGCUGGUGGAGUGGGUAAGCUUUGCUCACCAUGUGUCUCUAAGGCCUCUCCCUGCUGCUUAGCACGUUUUGAUUUGGAAGCCUGUAUUAGUCAUCAGUAUUUAUUUUAACCGUUGUUUUUCAGUUAGUGGGGCGUGCUAGUGGUUAGAAAAUCCUGACUUUAUCAUUAUUACAGUUCAAUGCUCUGGCAGUAAUUUUUAAACUUAAUGCAUAAGUAGGAGGGUGAAUUUUUUUUUUUUUUUUGCAUAUUAAUUCAAAAUAGAAAUUUUGAAAAUAUUUACUGAAUAAAACCCCAGAAACUUACUGAAUUGUUAUGCAAGCGARUUGAAGACACCUUGUCCUUCUGACAGUCCAGAUUAUUGCAUGUGGUCUAUAUACUAAGGGSUCACCUAAAGGGGAUUUAUGAAAAGGAUCCUUAAAUCCUGUGAGAUCAGUAAUCUUGUUUCUCUCCAAGGUAAUUACUGCRCAAGUAAUACCACAUAGUCUUCCAAGAUAAUGGGAACAAUUGUAUUUGCCGUUGUUUGAUGUCCUGGACUUUUCACCAGAAGAUGGCAGCACUUUUACUUUACUUAAGUUUUAAGAUAACUUUAUGUUAGUCACAAAUAUUUCUACUUAUUGUUGGGUAAAUGUAGAGAUACUGUGCUAGAUACUUGGAAAUAAAUAGCUUACCAGAGACAGGAAGAAAACUGGCAUUGCAAAGUGUUGCAUGUCAAGCCUUUUAGGUGGGUUUCUAGCUCUGGCUGGCUGCUGAUCUUCAAGUCCUCUGCAAGUCCUGGUCAUUGCUCARCAAAGUCCUUUUACUUGACAGUUUUCAAGAACAUUUGGAAGAAAAACCAAAGCGGGUGGAACUGUUGCUUAAGGAAAUUUGAAUUGCUCCGUAUUGCAUUUCAGGUCAAGAAAAUGUUCCAUUCUGUUCCUAGAAUUAAUUUUCCUGGCAAUAAACCAGUUAAAUGUGAAUGCAUGUUUUCUGUGAGAGAAAUGGCAAAAGUGGAGAAAGGACUGGAAUUGAUGGUACAGAAAGAAUUCUUGUUUCCAAGCCUAUGAAAAUAAUGAUAAAAAAUGAUUUUUUUUAUAAAA